CAAAUCGAAAACGCGCUUCCAUUCAUCAGUUCAGUCUCUUCCGGCGUCCGAUCGCAUUAAAAAUUCUUUUAUUUAUUAUUUUCUGAAUAGUGAUAGUCUGGCGAUAGUGAUAUCGUGAUAUCAGCUCGCAUCCGCUACGAUGGCCACCAAAUUACUACCGAUCGCAAUUACAGCCAAGCAGGACCUGAAAGCCGUGAAAACCAAAAUGCGCUUCAGGAAAGACGAUGUCCGUCAGUGCCGGCUUUGCUUGCGAAUGUUGCCGCGGGGCGACGUCCGAAUCACCGUCGAGAGCGAUGGAUACGAUAUCCGGCGCAAAAUCCUAGACGCCGUCGGAGUUAAAAUCAGAGAAGAUGACAAAGUUAAGGGUGUUUGCGACAGCUGUCUGCUUUUGGUGGAAACGGUCAACCACUUUCGGGAGACUUGCCGCCGAGCGGACAUAAUCCACCGGAAGCGGCUGCUGAUGAUGCAUCCCGGCCGGUGGGCCAGUGACGAGAGCAAGAAAACCUUUGAGGACUGUCACACUCUCGUGAAACGGAAUCGGUUCGAGAUGGACGGAUUGUUCAAAUGCUUCGAACGGAAAGAGGAAGACGCCCGGCUUCAGCCGAUCCAAGAAGUGCACCAGCAGAUCAAAGAGGAUAACUCCAACCCGGAACCAACCGGACAUACAAUGGUUGAUAAGGAUGAUACAGGUAAUCAAAUAAUUGUAGGCCCAUGUGAAACAGUAUACCUAAACCACCAUGACCAAGUGAUGCCCACUCAGAGCGACGAAGCAAGACUGGCAGAUUCGCCGGAGCCCGAACUACUGCCUGCACCGACGACUGCCUCGGGAAAACGGAUCGUCAUGUGCGACAUUUGCGGUCAAUUUAUAGAAAUCUCAAGACUAUCGAACCAUCGCUACAAACACGUUGGGGUUCGGCCUUACGUUUGUCCUUACGAAGGCUGUGGCAAGAAUUUUUUCAGCGCUAAAAUUCUAUCCAACCACAGACUGUCUAUCCAUCUUGGGUCGGUAUCAAUGGAGGAGUGCGAGGUUUGCCAGCGGAAAUUGAAAGGAAAGAAACAGCUCUCUUUACACAUGUUAACCCACGGCGAGGGUUCAAAGAAUUCCCGCAAAUCACCGUGCAACGUUUGUGGGAGAUUGUUCUACAAGAGCUAUCUCAAGGAUCACAUGGCCGUCCAUACAGGAAAUUUAGCUUACACUUGUAAAAUCUGCGGUCGACAGUUUGCAGCUAUGAACAAUUUAACAUCCCAUUGGAAAAAGAUGCACCCAGAUGUGGAGUAUGAUCUGAAAAAGGUGGUUCAGAGAACAGACGACAUUGAACUCGAGUAAUCGUCUAUUACGCUAUCUUUGUUUUUCAUUUUAAAAUGUUGGGCUUUUAAGUUUGUAUAUAAUACUGAAUUUUACAUAGUUGGUAACUGCA
This is a messenger RNA of Armigeres subalbatus, 1418 nucleotides long. RefSeq names its product zinc finger protein 184-like. Gene Ontology annotation, cellular component: nucleus. Bases 140 to 1327 code for a protein of 395 amino acids. Gene Ontology annotation, biological process: regulation of DNA-templated transcription. The transcript is spliced from 3 exons. NCBI's taxonomy places the organism in Eukaryota, Metazoa, Arthropoda, Insecta, Diptera, Culicidae. Gene Ontology annotation, molecular function: RNA polymerase II cis-regulatory region sequence-specific DNA binding; zinc ion binding; DNA-binding transcription factor activity, RNA polymerase II-specific. The record is from RefSeq and is a predicted model, not a curated record.